Messenger RNA from Rotaria sp. Silwood2, 735 nucleotides. Lineage: Eukaryota; Metazoa; Rotifera; Eurotatoria; Philodinida; Philodinidae. The record is from the annotation of a GenBank genome assembly.
AUGGUCACAUUGGAAGAAAAUCAGUAUGUGCGUGAGGGUCGCAUUCAUGCUCGGCUCGACAUUGCUCACACUUAUAAUGACAAACACAUGAUUGAGCUUGCUGGUCAUGAAUUUAUUGUGUAUCCAAAUGUUUUCAGUCCUGCAGUAUUUCUUCUAUCAGAUAAUGUCGUUGAAACAUGGCUGCAUCUCAUCAAAAUAAUAAAACCUGAAUCAAUACUGGAAAUUGGUUCUGGAGCUGGUUAUCUGGCCAUUCUUGCUGCUCUUCAUGGUGCUAACCGUGUCACAGCUACUGACAUUACUGAAGAAGCAGUGAACAAUAUUCAAGCUAAUAGCGAAAAACAUAAUUUAGAACAUCGCAUACGAGCUGUUUGUGGUAGUGUUUUUGAACCAUUCGAUAAAAAUGAUCAAUUUGAUGUUAUUUUUUGGGAUAUACCAUUCUGUCAUAUUAAUAAGCCAACGGAAGAACUCAAUGCACUCGAACGUACAGUUUUUGAUCCAGGCUAUAUGCUUUGUGAGGCAUAUUUGAAAGGAGCUCGAGAACAUUUAACAGAUACUGGUCGUGCUUUUAUGGCUUUCUCACAAAAGUUAGGUCAUCCAGCAAAAUUAUUAGAGUUAACUAACAAAUAUGGCUGGUGUUUGCAGCUCGUACCAAAUCCUAAGCAAACGACAUCGAAUUCCGAUGCUAUAUACGAUAAUAAUGUCGAUAUCAACAUGUACGAGUUAAUCAAAUUAUGA